Messenger RNA from Trichomycterus rosablanca, 2544 nucleotides. RefSeq names its product chloride channel CLIC-like 1 (gene clcc1). Gene Ontology annotation, molecular function: chloride channel activity. The record is from RefSeq and is a predicted model, not a curated record. Lineage: Eukaryota; Metazoa; Chordata; Actinopteri; Siluriformes; Trichomycteridae. The coding region runs from base 214 to 1923 and encodes 569 amino acids. Gene Ontology annotation, cellular component: membrane; endoplasmic reticulum. The transcript has 10 exons.
AUUACUUUAGAAACGACUUUGUUUGUUAUGGCGUUUUGUUGACCGCUUAAGCUAGCAUGUUGUUGGCUAACUAGUUAGCUUGCUAAAUAGGUAACACUUUCAUUUUCAAUUUCUCGACCUGACCAGUAUGUGGCUCAGAGUAGGCGUUUUAACCCGUGUUUUAUUUUAAUAUUAUAUAAUUCACCCUAACUGUAUUAAGUCAAGAUUUCAGACAUGUUAAUUUUAAGGGGUUGUUUCAAUCUGUUAGUUGUUUAUUGCUUUUUUAUUAUUACUUACGCCGACGAAAACAUUGACGACGAUGAUGAAUGGGUCGACCCGUUUGACAUGCUAAACUACGAUCACUCUACACAAACCAUGAAAAAGCCUGCUGAGUCCUCCAGCUACGGGAAAACGAAGAGAAAAGACUUCAAUUCAGAGUCCUGUCAGAGAGCAGAAAGUCCAGAUAUCACCGAAUGUACCAACAAGCUCAACAUGUUACAAAAAGAGAUCAUGGAACACAAAAGGAAGGGGCAAAUUUUUAAACCACAUCCAACGUGUCACCCAGUGUUCAAGCGCUUCCUCUUAAAGCUUCUGAAGGAAAUUGGGAAAAUUGGCUUGCCCACUGAUGCCAGUGCUGAAGAGCACUACGAUGCUGAGGUGAAACUGUCGAAGCAGAUGGUGGAAGAGAUCCAAAACCUUGUUAAUGAUGAUGGGAGAUGGAGAACUGGAGCUCUGGAUAAUGCUCUCAGCCAAAUACUUGUCAACUUUAAAUUCCAUGACUAUGAGGCCUGGAAGUGGCGCUUUGAGGAUACGUUUGGUGUUGAGCCAUACACUAUUUUAAUGGUUUCCCUCUGCGUGCUGGUCAUUGUUGCCAUAAUCUGCACUGAGUUGUGGUCCACUGUGUCGUGGUUUGUUCAGUUUAGGAGAAUGUUUGCCAUCUGCUUCUUCAUAAGUCUAAUAUGGAACUGGUUCUAUCUCUACAAGACUGCCUUUGCUGAGCACCAGGCCAACAUUGUAAAGAUGGAGAACGUAAAUGAGAAAUGCACUGGACUGAAGAAACUUGACUGGAAGGACAAUAUUAAAGAGUGGUUUAGGACUACAUGGACUCUUCAGGAUGACCCUUGUAAGAUGUACUAUGAAGUCCUUGUUGUGAACCCAAUCCUACUUGUGCCUCCAAUGAAGGCCAUCACGAUGACCCUCACCACUUUUAUCACUGACCCUCUGAAACACUUAGGACAGGGCAUUAGUGAGUUUCUUCGAGCCUUAUUUAAGGACCUGCCAGUCACACUUCAAAUCCCGGUUCUACUUUUGAUCACGGCUGCUAUUGUGGUGUUCAUGUACAGUUGUGGCCAAGCAGCGGUCCAGCAUGCCUUUUUACGGCCUUUGCGAGGUGGUCGACGAGACCCUUUUGGUGGAAUUGAGCAGCAACCACAAAAUCCUCCAUUGCAGGGGAUGGAAGAAGAACAGAACAGAGCCCGGUGGGCAGGAGGUGAUGCCAAUCACCGCUUACAACCUAGACAGCUCGCUGGUCAAGAAGGGAACAGAGCCAACCAAAGGGCUAACCUACCUAACCAAGAGAACCACGAGCCUGAAGUUCGGCAUGUAGAAACCUUGAGAAAUGCAGACGAUCUUUACCUCGGGGAUGAGACUGACGUCCAAAAUGUGGCUCCGGCUGAGGAUUCAGUUCAACACGCAGAGGAAGAACCUGUGACUGACGACAAUGUGACAACGAAGGAAAAUGAGGCAUCAGCUGAGAAGACGGUGCUAAAACCUCCUCAGGCUGCAUCCAAGAGUAACGCUGCUAAAGGUGACAACGUAGAUACCAAAACAUCAGGAAAUGCUACAAGUAAUAUGGUGGGGGAUUUGGCAACAGCUUCAGUCACGUCGGUGAAAACGGACAGUGUGGAAAACAUUGGUGUUCCAGUUCAAGAAACAAAUUCAUAAUUAUUAAACUUCAUUGUAGCUUUUUUAAAUUACCAUGGUACCAUGUUUAUAACUUGGCUUUUUUUUCCAUGCUGUUGCACAAACGAUGAGGUAAAGAUUAUUACUGAUUGAAACACUAAGUGAAACUACAGCCUAGCCAUUGGGGGGUGCACUUGUCAGUGCGCUCUCAGUGUCGACCCCAGGCUCAGAUAAAAAUAAAGAGGGUUGCGUCAGCAUCAGGAAGGACAUCCAGCGUAAUAACUGUGCCAAAUCAGGUAUGUGGACUUGAAUGAUCCACUGUGGUGACUAGUAAAUACCAAAAGUCUGUAAACACAUGGUUUGACAGGUUUGGUAGACAGAUAGAGGAACUUCAGUGGCCUACACAGAAACCUGACUUCACAAAGCUUACAAAUGGACACAGUGGGGACAAAAAAGAAAAGUAAAGGCUGUUAAAUUUGAAGUUUAUUUUUUACCUCUGGUUACGGUCUUUAAAGUUCCAAGCAUGUCUGCUUGAGUAUAAAUUGAAACCAUAAUCUUACAAAAAAAUAGGUGGUUUAGCUACUUUAUCUUGCUUAUAGGAUGUAUUUUUUAAUUAUUGAGUUAUUUGCAUAUCAUUAAUAAAUCAAGUUAUUUUUAAGUAUA